This is a messenger RNA of Pieris brassicae (large cabbage white), 2810 nucleotides long. RefSeq lists its product as uncharacterized. Bases 145 to 1737 code for a protein of 530 amino acids. The record is from RefSeq and is a predicted model, not a curated record. NCBI's taxonomy places the organism in Eukaryota, Metazoa, Arthropoda, Insecta, Lepidoptera, Pieridae. The transcript is spliced from 9 exons.
AGGACGCGUCUUCGCCGCUUAAAAGUGUAGCAGGUUUUAGUGACAGUUAUGUGCAGUGCUCCAAUUUUGUUAAAAUAAUUUUGUUUUUAAUACGUGUUACUUUAGUUACGGAAAUACAACAAAAAUUUAAAAACUACUGAAAAAAUGUUCCAAUACGAGUACGAGAAGCGUGCGUCGGCGACACGUGAGACGCCCGUACGAUCGCAUGAGUACUACGCGCGCCGGCCUUUACCACCACGUCCGGAAUGUGACCCUUUGCCUGCAAAAACUAGUGUGCCGCUGAAAGUGUGGAUCAUUGCCGGCGCAUCGUGCUUUGCUGUGUGCGCGAUUCUUGUGCUUGCUACUGUUGUGAUCACGCGGUGGGGGACCACGGAGACUUAUACAACUAGAGAGAUUUAUGAAGCGCCUGAACCAAUAUAUUUCCCUCACCCACAAUCCACGGAAUCAACAGACGAAAUACAAUAUCCAAUAUUGGAAAAACUAUCGAUAUUCAAAAAUAUAGUCGCAAAUCGUAAUCCAGAUCUAGCAUCCAAACCACAAAUCCACCCACUUCACGACACAACCUUACACCACGCGGAGAAAAAAAUCGAAAAGAAAGACAAGCCGAAAGCAAUACCAGAAUUCAAACCAACACUACCAGACAUAUUCACCAACAAACACAUAAAACUCUCCGACGGUUACAUAGACUUAACAUACGAAGAUUACUACAACGACGAAAAUCUAUACGACGAUUACAUGCAAAGUAACACAAUGACAAGUUACUUAAUUGAAAAAGUUCAGGAAUUAUACGAAUGGAUAAAUUCUGAUCCAACAUUUGUUAAGAAAGAAAAUAGUAAUUUCGGUGAGAUAUUAAAAGCCCUAAAUGACAGUUUAAUUGAGGGAAAUGUGACGAUUGUGAUGAAGAAGCUGAGAGACGUCUACUUCGGCGAUAAUUAUACUGUUGUUAAUAGUGGGAAACCGAUUUUGAAGAAUAGCACGAGCUUGCUCUCCUUCGGGAUUUUGACGUUGGAUGUCAUGUUGUUGCAUAACAUACAGCUGAUGGCUUGGGAGAAUCAGGAAGGAUCCCGUAACAAAAUGCUCAAGGACCCAGAUGUGUUCGCCUUUAACGCAUUGUUCAUGGAACCUAGUAAGGUGGAGGCGAAACGGAACGAAGUGCUCCAUUAUUAUGAAAAUAGUAAACGCCAAAACGCACGUCAAGACUCUGAUGAUAAUGAGAAGAAUUUGCUCGAAAACGUGUUGGAGAUAGGGAUGAGUACCGCCAGGGCCGCAAUACAUUUGGGACGAGCGUAUAAAAAUACCAAAAUGGUCUUAAACCAACUCUCAAACCGCGAGGCGGUUGAUACCAACAUUCAAAAUCAAAUGUCACGGAAUAUCGACGCCAACACGCACGCACUUAACCAUCUACAAACAUCAUUUAAUGACAGUUCCAGUGUUGCCAGCAGCUAUUACACAGAUUUGGACUGCGUUUGGCUUUUGUAUUGUAAGAAUUUAGUUGCUACGUCAAAAUUAAAUCCACCUUACGGGACUAUGGCAAGGAUUAAUGGGUUGGCCCUAAGAAUGUUAGCCGGUGAAUUGGUAGCUGACCGGGCGCUGGACACAAUGCUGUAUGAAGCACUGACUGGCUGGACGGAGUUGAGGUGUACUGAUAUGUUUCCAAAAUGUAGCAAAUCCAAUGCGGCUGGGGUCGUCUUAGAGUCGAUAUUACAGCCGUUAAGAAAAACUAAAAAUUCUACGUAGAAUUUGUAUAAGUUUUGUAUAAAUAGUCUCAUUAGCAUUUACAACCUAGAAAAUAAGAAAAAAAAGCAUUUUUAAAGCAUCCUCAACAAAUAUUUUUUUGUUUUUUAUGACCUGAAUGAACUUUGUUUAUCACAGUAUAAAGUAGCCACUUGACUAACAUGUUUUCAGCGUUAAAACUGUUAAAUACUAAUAAAUGCAGUAAAGAGCCCUCUUUAACUCACAAAAACAAACAAAUCUAAUUUCAUAUUAACUGAAAUACUCUUUUGUCUCUUUCUUCCAUUAUGUCAAUUGUCUAUGCUGCGACAUACAUUUGUAAGGUAUCAAUCUGUUUGAUUGGUAAAAAGUAUUUUAAGAAAAGGUUUGGUUGGCUAAGAAUAUCUGAUAAGUUAUUUUUAAGUUCAUAAGUUUAACCCAUACAGUUAAUGUCAAUCGGAAGUAUGAUGUCCACAGAAUAUGCAACCUGGAUUGUUUUUUUUCCUGACAACUACGGGUUGACAGGUACUGUAAUAGGUUUUAAUCUGUAACUGAGUUUAUUUAAAACCGUGCAAUUUGGCAAAGUUUUAUAGAUAAAUUAGAUAAAAUAUAGACUAAUUGUUGACAAUGGAUUGACACAUCUUGAUCUGUGUUCCACUGGAAUAACGAUACUUAUCUGUGAUGAAAGCCUUAUGACCGUUUCAUCUUUGUUUAACUUUAUAGUGGUUUGUUACUCAUUUAAGUUCACAUCUAACUCUCAAUUACUAAAAUAAGUAUUAGCGCUAAGUAUGACUUCCGUUAUUAUACGGAAUAAUUUUGACUUAUAUCAAAAUGCUAAGAAUCUAAAGGCGAGAUUAGAUACUUUAAAAAUCUAUAGGAGGGACACAUUUCGUAAUAAUCCUCUUUUUUAAAUCUCGCCCUGAAUCUUAGCGAUAAGUAUGAUUCACAAAUGUCAAAAACGUAUUGACAUAUAGGAGUUACUUUGAUUCCGAAUGUCAUCUUAGGAUUUACAUAAAUACUGAGGCUACUUUAAGAUACAAUAAACCAUAGUUGUGUGUUAUAGAUUAUAAAUAUCUUAAGAAAACACUUUUUAAACGGAU